Messenger RNA from Python bivittatus (Burmese python), 876 nucleotides. The record is from RefSeq and is a predicted model, not a curated record. Lineage: Eukaryota; Metazoa; Chordata; Lepidosauria; Squamata; Pythonidae.
CUUUGGUGGCUCAAGGUAGGAAAAAUGAAUCCCGCUGCCGUCCCUCCCCCGCCGGGGCAGCAAGUGAUCCAUGUCACCCAGGAUCUGGACACUGAUCUAGAGGCUCUCUUCAACUCCGUCAUGAACCCCAAGCCCAGUUCGUGGAGAAAAAAGAUCCUGCCCGAAUCCUUUUUUAAGGAGCCCGAUUCGGGAUCCCACUCCCGCCAGUCCAGUACCGACUCGGGCAGCCACCCUCCCCGGCUUAGCAACGCUGCCGUCGGGGUCCACCACGUCCGCUCCCACUCUUCGCCAGCUUCCCUGCAGCUGGGCACCGGCGCUGGAGCCACCCCGACUCCGGCUCAACAGCAUGCCCACCUCCGGCAGCAGUCCUACGACGUGACGGACGAGCUGCCGCUUCCUCCCGGCUGGGAGAUGGCGCUCACGCACACGGGCCAGAGGUACUUCCUCAACCAUAUAGAAAAAAUUACAACUUGGCAAGAUCCUCGAAAGACUAUGACCCAGCCAUUGAAUCACAUGAGCCAUCAUCCUUCAGCCACUUCCACCCCAGUAUCACAGCGAUCAAUGGCCAUGUCGCAACCCAACCUUGUAAUGAAUCACCAGCACCAGCCACAGAUGACACCAACUACAACUAUAUCUCAGCAGAACCACCCUCCCCCAAACCCUCAGGCUGCCUUAUUGAACAUGCCAAAUGCAUUGACUUCCCAGCAACAACAGCAGCAGAAGCUGAGGCUUCAGAGGAUCCAAAUGGAGAGAGAGAGGAUUCGCAUGCGUCAGGAGGAACUCAUGCGUCAGGUAUUCCAAAAUUUUGGGAAGGUAUCUUUUCGUGUAGGUUGCCCAGCACUCCAAGUGAGAGGUCACUGAGUAGGGAUUCGCCCC